This is a messenger RNA of Pecten maximus, 4798 nucleotides long. Its product is annotated as long-chain-fatty-acid--CoA ligase 5-like. The record is from RefSeq and is a predicted model, not a curated record. Gene Ontology annotation, biological process: long-chain fatty acid metabolic process. Bases 456 to 2423 code for a protein of 655 amino acids. Gene Ontology annotation, cellular component: endoplasmic reticulum; membrane. The transcript is spliced from 20 exons. Lineage: Eukaryota; Metazoa; Mollusca; Bivalvia; Pectinida; Pectinidae. Gene Ontology annotation, molecular function: long-chain fatty acid-CoA ligase activity.
CACUGUAGUUUUUCCUGGUACAGAAACAAAUUCAUAAUUCAUGGAAUGAAAUAAUCUGAUAGAGCCAGCCGGAAUUGACUAGAAUUAUUUUUCUCUCUCUCUCUCUUUAUUGAUUGACUGGUUAGCACUGAUCAGCACUACAACAGGUCUUGCUAUAUCUCCAGUUUUGUAGAGCAUAUCCACUACCAUGGACUUAAGCCCAACUCAUUUGCCUGUAUAACCUAGACCAAGGAAAGUAUACAAACUGUAUGAUCAAUUAAUGUAUAUCCCAAGGAAUGUGAAUGAGGGAAAAAAAUUUGAAUGUGACCAGUGUUCGCUGACCCGAUUUAAUAUCAGGUGAACAGAACUCUUACUGGCUGGUACCUAUACACAUUCAGGUAUAUGGCCAUAACUAACUCACUCAUGUGUAUAGAGUAACCAGUACUAGGAUCUAACAGUGAGUGGAUUACACGACCAUGGGAAGUUCAAGCUCAGUGCCACUUUUGGUGGACCUUGCUAAACAAUCCUCAUUAGUAGAGGGAAAAGACAGAGCCAGAAUUUCUAAACUGUGUACGAAUGGACAGCUCAUCACUGAAGCAGAAGAUGGUGUUACAACACUAUAUGAAGCAUUCAGAAGGGGUGCAAGGCUAUCAAACAAUGGUCCCUGCUAUGGCUGGAAGCCUAGUCCAAAGGAACCAUAUCGAUGGCUCUCCUAUAAUGAUGUUUUGGUGAAGGCAGCUAACGUUGGAGCAGGGUUGUUAAGUAAAGGACUUAAAGCUUCCAACAAGACAUUUGUAGGAAUCUACUCCCAAAACAGAGUAGAGUAUGGCAUCAUGGAGCAGGGUUGCUACAUGUACUCCAUGGUACUGGUGCCCUUAUAUGACACAUUAGGACCAGAGGCUUGCUCCUUUAUUAUAAAUCAAGCCGACAUUGAGUUGGUGUGUUGUGACAAAAAUGUUAAAGUUCAGAAUGUACUUGAGCGUAUUAAGGAGACACCUCAACUGAAGAUGAUAGCCCUGAUAGAACCGGCCACCCCAGAAAAUGUCGCUAAAGCAAAGCAGUGUGGCAUUGAACUCAUCCAGUUCUCGGAUCUUGAGAAACUGGGAGAACAAAACCCUGUGGAACCAACGCCCGCUAAGCCAGACGAUCUGUGUGUUCUCUGUUACACAAGUGGAACAACAGGUCUUCCUAAAGGUGCCAUGCUGACUCACAAAGGAACGUUGGCUACAGUGGCAGCUACUAACAAACAGUUGGAUCCAGCUGGAAUAAGGAUCACGCCUGACGAUGUAUUAAUAUCCUACCUGCCAUUGGCUCACUCCUACGAGAGAUUACUAGAGUGCUAUCUUACAAUGUAUGGUGCUAAAAUUGGGUUUUUCCAAGGAGAUGUACGUAUGUUGAUGGAUGACAUCAAAGAAUUAAGACCCACAUUGUUUCCCUCAGUACCUCGACUGCUCAACAGAUUCUACGAUAAGGUAGUGGCCGGAACACAAGCAAGUGCUGUCAAACAGUUUAUGUUCAAGAUGGCAAUGAGCAGUAAAGAGUCGGAACUAAAACGGAGUAUUAUACGAAAAGACAGUUUGUGGGAUAAAUUGGUCUUCAAGAAGAUCCAGGAAGGACUUGGCGGGAGAGUAAAACUGAUCACGACGGGGUCUGCCCCACUGUCGGCUAAAGUGCUACAGUUCCUCCGGUGCUGUGUGGGUUGUCCGAUCUUAGAAGGCUACGGACAGACUGAGUGUCAUGCUAUUUGUUCUCUGACUGCGGUUGGUGAUGCAGAAGUUGGACAUGUGGGUAUACCGAUUGCUUGUAACUAUCUCAAGGUGGCUGAUGUUCCUGAUAUGAAUUACUUCGGCAAGGAUAACAAAGGCGAGGUUUGUGUAAAAGGGCCAAAUGUAUUUGCUGGGUACUACAAGGAUCCAGAGAAGACCAAAGAGGCCUUGGAUGAUGAAGGAUGGCUACACACAGGGGACAUAGGGGAAUGGUUACCAAAUGGUACACUGAAAAUCAUUGACAGGAAAAAACAUAUCUUCAAACUAGCACAAGGUGAAUACAUAGCUCCGGAGAAGAUAGAGAACGUGUACGUACGGAGUACGCUGGUGGCCCAGAUGUUUGUCCAUGGGGACAGUCUGAAGUCGUCCCUAGUGGGCGUGGUGGUGCCUGACCCAGAUACAUUCCCACAGUACGCCAAGUCCAAGCUCGGUAUGACAGGUAGUCUAGAGGAGCUGUCCAAGAACCCGAAAAUCAAGAAAGCAAUUCUAGAUGAUAUGGCAAAUAUUGGCAAACAAUCUGGCCUCCAUUCUUUUGAACAGGUGAAAGAUAUAUUUGUGUUCCCAGAACUAUUCUCUGUGGAAAAUGGACUCUUAACACCAACAUUUAAAGCAAAGCGAAAUGAACUGAAGGUGUAUUUUAAAAGUCAGAUUGACGAGAUGUACAGCAAACUGACGUGAAAGGAUUCCUCUGUGUGGACAUACAUUAUAUGUAGGUUGUGUAAGGCUUCGCUAUGUGUGUCUGUAUUGGUUGAAUGUGAUACUUUGAGGGGAGCCUAACUAGAGAUUGAUCUACCUUGUCAGUCUGUACAUUGGGUACCAUCUUGGUGUCUGUCUUGGUGGACAGCAUGUGAUGAAACACUUCCCAGCUGUCCUCGUUAAAACAUUCUUACUAAUUAAGAGAGACACUAUAUCUAAUUAAUAUUUCACAAAACAAAACUUAAGAUAACAGAAGUAUUUAAUGAUGUGGUGCUUGGAUAAAGAAAUUGACUGCCUGGAAGUGUUUCAUGGAAUCAUUAUGUAAUGAACUGUGAGUUACCCCCUAUAAAAAGUUUUUUUUUUAAUCAAGAUUGCACAAUGUAAAUAAAAUUAUCUACUAACUAGUCAUCACAAAAUUUUAAGAUUUUUUCAAAAUGCCAUGUGAAUGCAUCUUUAUAUGAAUUCAUAGGAUACUUUGUUGGAUAAAAUAUCAAUCAAAAUUUCACAUCAAGCACUUUCUUACAACACGAUAAUUUUAUUCAGGACCAGUCCUCCAUCAUGGACCAUGAAAGUCCAUACACUGGAGAUGGUACAAAUUUUUGUUAAGUAUGAUAUUCUCUCAGAGGUUUGUAGUGUAAAAUUACAAAAUACGUCAUUGUAUUUAUAUAGAGUAGAAUUCUGUGCCAUGUAUUUAAAAAGUGAUAUUGAACUGAAGUAAAAGAAGGUAAAGUUUCCUCUGACCCUGACACCAGACUUGGCCAUCAUGAUCUGGGGUAUCUAUCUGUUAGAUUGUCCAAGUCUGAAGUCAGGGGAAACAUCAGUCUACAGUGAAGGUAUAAUUUUAAAUUAAGUUGACUGCAUACUCAACUUGCUUCAUUGUCUGGCAAAAUUUCUUUAUUUUAAAAUUGUCAGUAUCAGGAGCAAAAACAUAGUGUGAAACUGUCCUUAAAUAAUUAGAGGUGUGAUAGAAGAAUUACUUGAGAUGAAGUACUAGUAUCUGGUAUUAUUACUGUAUUAAAGUAUUUAUACUCCUUCAAUCUGCUACAACCAUAAUGUGGUGCGUCACAGGGUGAACUGCGGGGAAUGUGUGAGUAUGUGAUGGCCACGGACAUUUUUUUACAGAUACAAAGUUGGUGUUUCACAGGGUAAACCAUAAAGUAUGUUGCAAGUAUGUGGCAGCCAUUGUCCGUAUGGUGACUUGUGGUCGAGUCGGUAUGUAAUCAGUGAGCCAGCUUUAAUGUGAAUAUGUGAUGGUGAUACAAGUGCUGGGUCUGAUAGUAAUGUAUGUGAUGGUGACAGUUGUUAAGUAGACUACAAUGUCAGUAAAUACAUAUCGGGGAGACACAUAAUGUGUGGCUAUAUUUCAUAUUAGGGGAAACACAUUAUGCUCGACUCAGUGGUCAUUUGUACAGAUUGUACAUGUAUAUUAUCUACCUGAGGGAAAUAUCAAAGUCAAAGUUGGUUUUAAAGAAUUUUAGCAAAACAACUGUCACACAUAAUAUAUUGCUUAAUGUGUUGACAAUGUAUUACAUUACAUGGUGUGUUAACAAUGUAUUACAUUACUGGGUAUGUAGACAAUGUAUCACAUUACUGGGUAUGUAGACAAUGUAUUACAUUACUGGGUAUGUAGACAAUGUAUCACAUUACUGGGUAUGUAGACAAUGUAUUACAUUACUUGGUAUGUAGACAAUGUAUUACAUUACUGGGUAUGUAGACAAUGUAUUACAUUACUGGGUAUGUAGACAAUGUAUUACAUCAAUGUGUAUAUAGACUGUGUAUCACUGUACGUUACUGGCUAUUUAUACUGAAUGGGAAUGUAUAUUUAACAGUUGUACCCAAUAUGUUUGUUUCAUUAAUGUGUUUAUUACACAUCAUGACCAUGUACCAGGUAUUUAUAGUCAGAUAUGUACCUUACAUAUACACAGAGUAAAAUUACAUAUAUAUACUGAACUUGCAUAUCUAUGUAAAAUUUGCCUUUAAAAUUACCCAGAUGAUAUGCUGGUAUAAAGUUUUGCUACUAUUUCCAGUGGUUAAAUUGUGAUUGGUGUUAAUCAAAACACAUUUCAUAUACAUGUACCAGUAUUUAGGAAGUGUGUCUUAUCAGAAAAUUUCAUAAGGAUUUUAUUUAGUUUUUUUUUCAUGGUACAGUAUUUGAAAAUAAACAUGACAUUAAGUACAGGAAUUUUUUUAUGACAUUGUGUUGAUCAAAGAUAUUGUCACAAGUGAAUUACUGGAAAGAAAUGACAGAAUUUAAAUUAUGUACAAUUUAAAUGUUUUUUAGUGUAGGUGUUCUCAUGGCGUCUUCACAUUGUGUUGUGUAUCAAAAUUUGUGUUUCUAAUAAAAGUUACUGGUUAAA